GUUCCCAAAAGGUGUUCCGCGGAACCCUGAGGUUCCGUGAAAGACCCUCAGGGGUUCCGCGAAAAUUCAAGAUUUCCAUAUUGUAAAUCGUUUCACUUGUGAUAAUAUUAAAUUGACGUAAUUUAUUAUUCAUUUUCAAUCAACUUGUUUUAAAAUAUUGCAUUCCAAAAUUCCAUUUAGGCGCCAUGUAGGUAGGUAGGUACGCUGUGCGUGUCACGUGUCGCGUCGCCCGGUCGCGCCGCUCGUCGUCCUCCCACCGCCCGCGCCGCUCGUCGUCCUCCCACCGCCCGCGCCGUUCGUCGCUCUCCCGCCGCCCGCGGCAUACCGCGGCAGCUUGCGACCAUUCAGUUGAGUCAAUACGAUUACUAGGACUGCACGUGAUCAAGUUUUUGAUACCAAAUUUUAAAACUCGAAAAUAAGCUAAGAAUAAAUUCCGUACCUAGAUAGUGAUUGUUUAUAGUUUUACGAGCACUGUUUUAAGCAGGUAUGUUUUUAUUAUUUUUACGUAUUAUAAUGAUAAAUCAAAUGCUACUUAUAAUAGUUCCACAAAAACAGGUCGUUUUUGCCUAAAAUAUUGCUGUGUUUUACUUACAGUUCACGAUGGAUAAAUGGCUAAAACCUGGGAUUGCUAAGGGGAAACGUGGUGCUAGCUUUGUGGACAGUAAUGUUAAUACUUAUCAAUCUAAUCAAGCUUUUGACCAAGUCUCAUCUUCACCAGAAGGAGAGACAAUUGAAAAAAAAACGGAAAUUACCAGUGGUGCUAGUUGUUCAGGUAUUGGUACGGAAGACACUUUUGUUGAACAAAAUCAGCAAAACACAGUGAUACCAUCUACUACCGACCAUACUGAACGUCAAGCGGGAAUAUCUUCAAAAAAGAGAAAAUAUGAUGAGUCCUAUCUGUCCUAUGGAUUUAUACCGAUAGGGAAUGCUGAAAAUCCUGAUGGAAAAUGUGUUGUUUGCAGCAAGAUUUUGUUGAAUAGCUCCCUGGCACCUGCAAAGCUUAAGCGUCACCUUGAUACUAAUCAUCCUCACCUCAAAAAUAAAAACAUUAGUUUUUUUGAAAGACAAAGAGAUGUACAUCAAGCAAGUGUGACCGCUUUACAAAAAUAUGCAAAAACUGAUAAUGAAAACGCCACGAAAGCCUCAUUCAUGCUAAGUUAUAAGAUUGCACGAGCUGGAAAACCUCACACAAUAGCCGAGGAUUUUUUGAAACCAUGCAUGACUGAAGUUGUUGCCUGCUUGCUUGGAGAGGAUUCAGCUAAGAAAGUGGCAACGGUACAGUGUUCGAACAACAUCGUAUCUGACCGUAUUCAUAAGAUUUCAGACCACAUUGAAGAUGAAUUGAUUGAUAGAUUGAAAGAGAGCAAUGCAUUUGCAAUGCAACUGGACGAAAGUACGGAUGUUGCCGGACUAGCAAUACUGCUAGUUUUUGUCAGAUAUCCAUACAGAGAAUCUAUCGAAGAAGAUUUGUUUCUCUGUGCUCCUUUGGAGGCCAAUACAACUGGAGAAGAAAUUUUUAAAGUUAUUGAUGAAUACAUGAAAAAAAAACAAAAUUGAUUGGAAUAAAUGUAUUGAUGUAUGCAGCGAUGGAGCUGCAGCCAUGAUUGGUAAAGUAAAAGGAACAGUGUCAAGAAUUAAAACUGUUGCGCAAAAUUGUACUAGCAGUCAUUGUAUUUUACAUCGUCAUGCUCUUGCCGUGAAAAGAGUGCCAUCUGAUUUAAAACAAGUCCUUGAUCAAGCCGUACAAAUCGUCAAUUUUGUGAAAACACGUCCACUGCAGUCAAGGCUAUUCAAAAAAACGUGUGAAGACAUGAAAAGUCAGCAUCAAUCACUCCUUCUACACACGGAAGUGAGGUGGCUUUCCAGAGGAAGGGUUUUAAACAGAUUAUAUGAAUUGCGCGAUGAACUGAAAGUUUUCUUACAGACCCUUCCUUCGCCUGCAAGUGCUAGCUAUCUUGAACUGUUACGAGACGAGCGAUGGUUGAUGAGAUUGGCUUAUUUGGCUGACAUAUUUGAUAAACUGAACACAGUGAGCAGCUCUUUGCAGGGAAGAAUGAUAACCAUAUUUACAGUGAGUGACAAAGUAUCUUCAUUGAAAGAGAAAAUCGCCUUGUGGAUUGAAUGUCUUGGACAAAAAAGGUAUGAGUGUUUUCCACUACUUGAGCAAUUUCUCAAAAAAUAUAAUCAUCUUCAAAUCGCUACAGACGUAGAGAUAAGUAUACGUGAACAUUUGACAAACCUAAAAACAUCUUUGGAGGAAUAUUUUCCAGAAGAAAAGCUUCGGUUACGGGAAAUCGAAUGGGUCCGAAAUCCAUUUAGGAUUAGUACCAAACCUUUAACACUGACUGUAUUGGAAUAUGAAAAUUUAAUUGAUAUUAAAAAUUCAUCCACACUCCAACAACUUUUCGAAUCUGAAGCUAUCAUGAACCCGAGUCAAUUUUGGAUUGGCCUGAAAAACGAAUACCCGGGCAUUGCUGAAAAAGCUAUCAUAGCAUUACUCCCAUUUGUGACAACUUACAGAUGCGAGGCUGGGUUUUCAGCGUACGCCUACACGAAAAAUAAGUUUAGGAGUAGGUUGAAUGCUGCACCAGACCUCCGCAUCCAAUUGUCGGACAUAAAACCUGACUUCGAUGUAAUUUUAAGGAAAACUAUGAAGAGAUUUCAUUCAUCACAUUAAAAUUUUUGUAAUUACCUUUUCUUCUAACUAAGUAAAUAUUUUUAUCUUAAAAAGUCUUUCUCUUAACAUCAAACUUUGCGGACACCAAUCCAAAAAGCCUCAGAUGGUGUGAUUUCACGAAAAAAAAUGUUGCUGUUAAGGCGGAAAUAUACUUACGUGGCGUGGCAUGUCGUGGCGCGCCAGGAUCAUACGUUUUCAUACAUUUGACAGGACGUGACACGACAAGGCAUACAAGUAUGUCUUUAACCAUAUUAAAUGUAUGAAACCGAUAUGCUUCUGGCGCGCUACCACACGCCACGAGAUGUAAGUGUAUUUCCGUCUUUAGUUUACUUCUUACUAAAAGCUAGGGUUCCGCCGAAAAAUGGUGAAACAAAAAGGGUUCCGAAGCCAAAAGAAUUCGGGAAC
Maniola jurtina (meadow brown) is the source of this 3082-nucleotide messenger RNA. Its product is annotated as zinc finger BED domain-containing protein 5-like. Lineage: Eukaryota; Metazoa; Arthropoda; Insecta; Lepidoptera; Nymphalidae. The coding region runs from base 1601 to 2677 and encodes 358 amino acids. The transcript is spliced from 2 exons. The record is from RefSeq and is a predicted model, not a curated record.